UUUGAGGGAAUUAUUGAAAUAAUAAUUCGCAGCAUGUUUGGAAACAUCGAUGACCAGGUAUUCUAACACUUCUUAGUCUUAAAAAUGUCCAUUCUAGUGGAUACUAUCAACAUUGGUUCAGGACACAUUCUAUAUUCCGAUUUCUCUGCUUCAUAUUCCUACUCUGACUAAUAUGAAUAGGACUAUAUCCUCAAAAGACUUGGAGCAGAGUAGGUUGAGUAUCCUCAUAGACAUAGAGCAAGGAAGAAUUUAGGAAUUGAUCUUCCCUUUACAGAUCAAUCUAAGUUAACUACUAAGGCACAGAACCCCAGCCUCAGAGCAGAAGACACAUUGGAUAAAGAAAUUGUGAAGACGGAUAGAAAAUAUGAAAGACCUCCUACAGAGUAAUCAAAUAAUUCAGCUAAAGCCUGUUGAAGAACUUCAGUCCACUGCUUAUAAUCUUGACAAAGCAAAGUUCUACGGAAUUAAACCAGAUGAGGACAAAACUUUUAAGAAAAAUAGUGCAGAAUUCUAUACAGGUAGUGGAAAUCCUGCAAGAAUUCCUCCAAAGGAUAUCCUUACCAAAAGAAGGUCUACAGUUGCCAAUACUGGCCAUGCUAUAAUGAAGUCUCCUUCUCAUGGCUCCUUGCCUAGAGUAGAAGAGAAGGCUUAUAAUCCUAUCACAGGCGAAUUCGUUGAUGGCUCUGCUGACAUGGCCAAUAAAUCAUACUUACGGGGAAGGAAUAACAUGAAUGCAAACAUCAACAGGGCACAAGCUUUAAAAGGAGUAAAGAGUAAGGAUAAUUCUAGCCAACCCUCCUAUGGCUCUGGAUUAAUGAAGAAGAAAGAGAUCUUCGGAAUCAACUCUAGCACACUAAACUUGGGUGUGAGAGCAUCUAAUGAUUUCUCCCAUGGUAUUGCUACUAGAAGCCUGACCUUAGCUCCUUCAACCUUUAAGAAACCAAAUGAGGCCUUCAAUAGAUCAAUCAAGUUCCAAAGGGAAAGCGAUAGAUAUGCAGAUGCAAGUAAUGAGAAGGCAUUCGGUGUCAUUAAUGAUCAAGGAUAUCACAGAAAGACCGAUCUAAGCAAGCUGACUUAUAACUCUAUCUCUGGCAAGUAUUACACUUUUGCUUAGAAAAUUAUUUUCAA
Messenger RNA from Moneuplotes crassus, 1128 nucleotides. The record is from the annotation of a GenBank genome assembly. NCBI's taxonomy places the organism in Eukaryota, Ciliophora, Spirotrichea, Euplotida, Euplotidae.